AAAGAAUUUGAGGUAACACACCCUCUUCCGGCCAACUCAUCUGAACUCUGCUGUUAGUUCAAAUGUGUCACUUUUUGCCAACCAGUCAAGUAAAUUGCUUCACUUUAAAAUAGACUUUAGUUCAAGCGUGAAGACAACAGCAAACAUGGUGUUGCAGACGAUGAUUGUUCGUGUCGCCGACAGUCUGCCACUUGCUGCAUCUAUGCAAGAAGACGAACAGUCUGGCCGAGACUUACAGAAGUAUCAGAGUCAAGCCAAGCAGCUUUGCCGAAAACUCAACGAACAGAGUCCUACACGCUGCACUUUAGAGGCCGGUGCCAUGAGCUUCCACUAUGUCAUUGAGAAAGGAGUAUGUUACUUGGCUUUAUGUGAAGCAGCUUUCCCCAAGAAACUAGUGUUUGGCUAUCUGGAGGAGCUGGAGAGAGAAUUCAGUGAGCAAUAUGGGGCAAAGGUCCUGUCAGUGUCACGGCCGUACUUUUUUAUCGAAUUCGACACAUACAUUCAGAAAACCAAGAAGUUAUACGUCGACGGCAGAGCACGAAGAAAUCUGGGCAGCGUCAAUUCAGAGUUACACGAUGUCCAGAGGAUCAUGGUCGCUAAUAUAGAGGAAGUGCUUCAGCGUGGAGAAGCCUUAUCUGCCUUGGAUUCCAAAGCUAGUAACCUGUCCAGCCUGUCUAAGAAGUACCGCAGUGAUGCCAAAUAUCUCAACACACGCUCCACCUAUGCUAAAGUGGCCGCCGGCGCUGUCAUUUUCAUCACACUCAUCGUGUAUGUGCGCUUCUGGUGGCUGUGAGCAUGCAUGACAAAUUCACGCAGAGAUUCUCAGGGCCUCACUCAUAAAAAUGUUUUGGACACCAAAGAGUCUGUUCCGGCCUUAAAGUUGUUUCUGUUUGAGACACUGAAUGUAGCUUUUGUCAAGGUACAGUUGUACCUUGCUUUAUUUAUAAUCAGUGGAAGGUGUUAAAGAUGUACUUGUUGCCUUGUAUGUCUUCAGUAUGUUCAUAACAGAGCUAUGCAAAGUAUAUGUGGUGUUCAUAGGCGUUUAUCUGAGCCUGGUGGUGAAACAAUUCAGCAUUUUGUUGGGAACAUAUUUUAAGUGCCCACUGUGUCAAAUAUUUUUAAUAAGUGAUUCAUUUGUAAAAUGUGAAGGUGGUUUCCUAAGAACACCAGAGUAAAUGUAGACAAAAGAAUGGUAAUGGUUUAUUGUUUACAAAUAAUUCGAGCAAAAUAGUCACACUUAAAUGCAUUCGUUCACGUUUCAAAGAUGAUAAAUGGAGACUGAUGUCUGACAGGGUAUUAAUAUAUACAUUUGUUU
Messenger RNA from Pimephales promelas (fathead minnow), 1315 nucleotides. RefSeq names its product SEC22 homolog B, vesicle trafficking protein a (gene sec22ba). Gene Ontology annotation, biological process: endoplasmic reticulum to Golgi vesicle-mediated transport; retrograde vesicle-mediated transport, Golgi to endoplasmic reticulum. Gene Ontology annotation, molecular function: SNAP receptor activity. NCBI's taxonomy places the organism in Eukaryota, Metazoa, Chordata, Actinopteri, Cypriniformes, Leuciscidae. The record is from RefSeq and is a predicted model, not a curated record.